Molecule: messenger RNA, 1710 nt
Organism: Corylus avellana
Lineage: Eukaryota; Viridiplantae; Streptophyta; Magnoliopsida; Fagales; Betulaceae
Product: laccase-15-like
Biological process (GO): lignin catabolic process
Cellular component (GO): apoplast
Molecular function (GO): copper ion binding; hydroquinone:oxygen oxidoreductase activity
Source: RefSeq, a predicted model, not a curated record
AAAAUGGGAUUAAAAUGUAUGAGUUUGAUCUCAGGGUUUUUAGCCCUUCAGUUUCUGGGUGGGCUCCUUUGCAUGGCCAUAGGCAACGUCCUUCACUAUGAUUUUGUUCUAAAAGAAACAAAUUUUACAAGGCUGUGUAGCACAAAGAGCAUGCUGACUGUAAAUGGCAGCUUCCCAGGACCAAAAAUUCAAGUUUACCGGGGAGACACGGUGUAUGUCAAUGUCCACAACCAAGGCUUAUAUGGGGUCACCAUUCACUGGCACGGAGUAAGACAGCCGAGGAAUCCAUGGUCGGACGGCCCUGAAAACAUUACCCAAUGCCCAAUCCAACCGGGAACAAACUUCACAUAUGAGGUCAUAUUUACUACAGAAGAAGGAACCCUUUGGUGGCAUGCUCACAGUGACUGGACACGUGCCACGGUUCACGGUGCUAUUAUUAUUCUACCUCCUCCGCCAGCAACUUAUCCGUUUCCAAAGCCCUAUGCAGAAGAAACAAUUGUACUUGGGGAAUGGUACAAGGGAGAUGUGAUGGCGAUAAUCGAUGAUGCCCUCGCAACCGGUGGUGAUCCAAAUGUUUCAGAUGCCUUCACUAUAAACGGACAACCGGGAGACUUGUAUAACUGCUCCAACGGGACAACAUACCACUUAGUGGCAGAGUAUGGGAAGGCGUAUCUUCUUCGCAUCAUAAAUGCGGUGAUGAACGAAGAACAAUUCUUCGCGAUUGCGCAACACAAUCUGACGGUCGUGGGCGCAGACGGAGCAUACACCAAGCCCAUCACCACCAACUACAUCAUGAUAACCCCAGGCCAAACAAUGGACGUUUUGGUAACCACGAACCAGUCUCGCAGCCUCUACUACAUCGCUUCCACUCCUUACGCUGACACCACCGCUCCAUUUGACAACACCACCACGACAGCAAUCCUCCAGUACAACGGCAACUACACCCGACCCUCAUCAAUCCCUUUUCCGCCGCUUCCUGCUUAUAACGACACAGUCGCUGCCGGAAACUUCACGACCCGGUUGAGGGCCUUAGCAAGUAAAGAACACCCGGUCAAUGUCCCAAAAACCAUCACCACACGAAUCUUCAUCGCUGUCUCUGUAAACCAGUUGAUCUGCCCUAAUGCAUCAUGUUCCGGGCCUGAUGGAAAUCGGUUGUCCGCCAGCUUGAACAACAUAAGUUUCUUGACCCCAUCUAUUGCUGUGCUGCAAGCAUAUUACAAGGGGUUGAAUGGGGUUUUCGGUGGUGAUUUCCCAAGUGUGCCGCCGUAUUUAUUCAACUUCACCGGAGAUGUGGGAAAUAACACGUUAUACCCAAGCCAGGGAACAAAAGCGAGGUUCAUAAAGUACGGUGAAGCGGUUGAAAUUGUGUUCCAAGGGACGAACGUGGGUGCCGCGGAGAAUCAUCCAAUGCAUCUGCAUGGUUUUAGCUUCUACUUGGUUGGAACCGGUUUGGGUAAUUUCAACAAUGUGACCGACCCGGCGAAUUUUAAUUUGAUAGAUCCACCGGAGUUUAAUACCAUUGGAGUUCCUAAGAAUGGAUGGGCUACCAUCAGAUUUUUCGCUGAUAAUCCCGGUGUGUGGUAUAUGCACUGUCAUUUGGAAAGGCACGCAAGCUGGGGUAUGGACACGGUGAUAAUAGUGACAAAUGGACCUACAAAUGCAACCACCAUCCGCCCACCACCUGCUUAUAUGCCUCCAUGUUCCAGUUAG